Messenger RNA from Fukomys damarensis (Damara mole-rat), 3276 nucleotides. It is a transcript of the gene Aacs, whose product is annotated as acetoacetyl-CoA synthetase. Gene Ontology annotation, biological process: positive regulation of insulin secretion; lipid metabolic process. The transcript is spliced from 22 exons. The record is from RefSeq and is a predicted model, not a curated record. Gene Ontology annotation, molecular function: acetoacetate-CoA ligase activity. Bases 1 to 2559 code for a protein of 852 amino acids. NCBI's taxonomy places the organism in Eukaryota, Metazoa, Chordata, Mammalia, Rodentia, Bathyergidae. Gene Ontology annotation, cellular component: cytosol.
AUGGACAGCGCUUUCCAACUCUCAAGCCCGGGGCCUGCGAUGCCCGCUGUGCCCUGCGGUCUGGGCCGGGCUGAGCUCAGCCAGGCUGACACAGACGUCCCUGGGGACAGGCUGCAGGCCUCCCGUGAGAGCCCAGGGCCCUCGCUCCAGGCUUGGGGCCGUGCUGCGCCCUUCCAAAUAGUGCAGGGGCCAGACAGUCUCAACCCGUGGGAGAUGAAGAGGAAGAGUGCGAGGCUGGAAGUGCCAAGCUUCGGCCAUGGCCGGGAGAUGAGCCACCCUGACCUACCCUCGCCUUCCACACUGGGCCGCCCGGCUCUGGGCAGUGUUGGUUCCCUGCCCUCGGCCCAUGGGUCGGGGUGCUCUGUGCUCAUCGCACAGCCAGGACAACAGGCGAAAAGCUGCCUCCUCUCCCAGAACUGCCUGGGCCAGUGCUACCCUCCUGGUGCUGACCCAGCUCCUGCCAUUAAACUUUCCCUGCUGGCCCAGAAGACGGCUCGGCCUGUGCUGAUGGUGGCCUGCGGCUCCUGGCCUUUGUGCAGCCCCGCAGGGCCGGGGUCCACACUGCCCGUGAUGGCUGUCCUCCCUGGACACCAGGCCCCACUCUGUGCUCCAGCCAGGCCUGGGAACCCUGGCCAGGUUGUUGGGGCCACCGCACGCUGCUUUCUGUUUUUAGAGAACUAUGACGACUUGUAUCAUUGGUCGGUGGCAUCCUACUCAGACUUCUGGGCUGAAUUCUGGAGGUUCAGUGGGAUCGUCUUCUCGCACGAGUACGAUGAGGUGGUGGACACUUCGAAAGGCAUCUCGGAUGUCCCCGAGUGGUUCAGAGGCAGCCGGCUGAACUACGCCGAGAACCUGCUGCGGCACAAGGAGAACGACAAAGUGGCCCUGUAUGUUGCAAGGGAGGGCAAAGAGGAGAUCACAAAGGUGACUUUUGAAGAGUUGCGGCAGCAGGUGGCUUUGUUCGCUGCUGCCAUGCGGAAGAUGGGUGUGCAGAAGGGAGACCGUGUGGUCGGUUAUCUGCCCAACAGCGUGCAUGCUGUGGAGGCCAUGCUGGCGGCGGCGAGCAUCGGCGCCAUCUGGAGCUCCACGUCCCCAGACUUCGGUGUGAACGGCGUCCUGGACCGCUUCUCGCAAAUCCACCCCAAGCUCAUCUUCUCGGUGGAGGCCGUCAUCUACAACGGCAAGGAGCACAGCCACAUGGAGAAGCUGCAGCAGGUGGUGAAAGGACUCCCAGACCUGAGGAAGGUGGUGGUGAUCCCCUAUGUCAGUUCCAGGGAGAAGAUCGACCUUUCCAGGAUUCCCAGCAGCGUGUUCCUGGACGACUUCCUGGCCAGCGGCACCGGUGAGCUCGCCCCGCAGCUGGAGUUCGAGCAGCUGCCCUUCAGCCACCCGCUGUUCAUCAUGUUCUCCUCGGGAACCACAGGGGCACCCAAGUGCAUGGUGCACUCUGCUGGGGGCACCCUCAUCCAGCACCUGAAGGAGCACAUGCUGCAUGGGAACAUGACCUGCAGUGACGUCGUGCUCUACUACACCACGGUCGGCUGGAUGAUGUGGAACUGGAUGGUGUCGGCACUGGCCACUGGUGCGUCCCUGGUCUUGUAUGACGGCUCCCCACUGGUGCCGACACCCAGCGUGCUGUGGGACCUGGUAGACCGGAUUGGCAUUACCGUCCUUGGGACCAGUGCCAAGUGGCUGUCCAUCCUCCAAGAGAAGGACCUCAAGCCAGCGGAGACCCACAACCUACAGACACUGCACACGAUCCUGGCCACCGGCUCCCUGCUGAAAGCCCAGAGCUAUGAGUAUGUGUACAGUUGUGUCAAGAGCAGCGUGCUGCUGGGCUCCAUCUCAGGGGGCACCGACAUCAUCUCCUGCUUCAUGGGCCACAACACUUCCGUUCCCGUGUACAAGGGUGAGAUCCAGGCCCGGAACCUGGCCAUGGCCGUGGAGGCGUGGAACGAGGAAGGCCGCGCAGUGUGGGGAGACAGCGGGGAGCUGGUGUGCACCAAGCCUGUCCCCUGCCAGCCCACACACUUCUGGAACGACGAGAAUGGGAGCAAGUACCGGCAGGCCUAUUUCUCCAAGUUCCCAGGUGUCUGGGCCCACGGUGACUACUGCAGAAUGAACCCUAAGACAGGGGGCAUCAUCAUGCUGGGCCGCAGCGACGGCACGCUUAACCCCAACGGAGUGCGCUUCGGCAGCUCGGAGAUCUACAACAUCGUGGAGGCCUUCGAGGAAGUGGGGGACAGCCUGUGCAUCCCCCAGUACAACAGGGACGGCGAGGAGCGGGUGAUCCUCUUCCUGAAGAUGGCUUCUGGCCACGCCUUCCGGCCUGACCUGGUCAAGCGGAUCCGCGACGCCAUCCGCCUGGGGCUGUCCCCGCGCCAUGUGCCCAGCCUCAUCCUGGAGACGCAGGGCAUCCCGUACACACUCAACGGCAAGAAGGUGGAGGUGGCGGUGAAGGAGGUCGUGGCCGGGAAGGUGGUGGAGCACCGCGGCGCCUUCUCCAACCCUGAGACUCUCGACCUGUACCGCAACGUCCCUGAGCUGCAGGGCUUCUGAGGCCGCACUGGCUGCUCAGGGCCCCAUCGCAGAGGAGCUCGGCCACGUGGCCCGGCCUGCUGAGCGCGGGUCUCCCUGCCUUGCCUGGUGAGGGUGCAGUGUGGCUGUGGCCCUGCUGGCCUUACGGUGACAGAGCCCCAAGAAGCCAGGAGGCCUCAGCCUCAUGAGCCCCUGUGCCUGUUGCCCUCCGCUCCUGGCCCCGGCCGUCCUUGCCCUGUUGAUUGUCAGCUGACACUGGGGAUGCCGUGGCCUCUGGGCCACGUCAGGGCGGAACAUGGCUCCCGGGGGGUGGGGGGCCGGCUCCCGCCUGCCGCCUGCCUGCGGGAAGUUCUGUGUCCAUGGUCUCCUGGAGUCUCUACGCUGAGAGUCCUCCCGGUGGUCGAAGUGUUUUCGGGGUUGAUUCUGUGGCUGUGGGCAUCUGAAGCACUCUGCGCCCUCCUGGGUCACUCUUAGGGCUGCUGGGCCACAUGUGCAGGCUGUGUGGUCCCCAAGGGCCCCCGAGGGCCAUCAGCACUUUCCACGGUCACGGCUGUGGCUGCCCGAGGUCUGACCUCAGCUCAGCAUGUUCACGUCUCUCAGAAAUCCCAGUGUUUGUUUUUGUAUUUUUUAAAACGAAGCACAGCGAGAUACCUUUCGGAAUUGUUCUUCUGGGUUGUAAGUGUAUGGGGAAAAGAGCUAUGGAGAGUUUUAUGCAAUAAACAUGUAUGUGUGUGUGCA